ACAAACACAGGAGAGGACGAGACGACGGGGUGGAUAGAGAGGACAGCACCAUCGGAAACGAGAGGGAAUGGCCUCUUCGCCGCCGUCGCAACCGCGGGUGUGCGUCACCGGAGCCGGCGGCUACAUCGCCUCGUGGCUCGUCAAGCUGCUCCUCGCCCGCGGCUACGCUGUAAACGCCACCGUCCGCGACCCAUGUGAUCCAAAGAAUGCAUGUCUCAAACAGCUAGAUAUGGCCCCGGAAAAUCUCCAGUUGUUCAAGGCAGACAUGCUUGACUACGACAUGGUGGCAACUGCAUUUGUCGGGUGUGAGGGUGUCUUCCAUCUGGCCUCUCCAGUUCCCAUAGACAAGAUGGUUGAUAAAGAGAUAUGGUAUGCUCUUGCCAAGAUGGAAGCUGAAGAGAUGGCCCUAGAAUACGCGGACAAAAAUGGAUUACACGUCGUUACAUUUUGCUCUGGUGCAGUCUUUGGCCCUCUGUUACAGGCUGAUGUGCUCAAUAUCACCACCAAAUUCCUCCGCUAUAUCAUAAAAGGAGGUCCUGACACAAUAAAUAACAAAUUCUGGCCCAUAGUAGACGUUCGCGAUGUCGCUGACGCACUACUCCUGUUAUACAACAAGGCAAAACCAUGUCAGAGGUACAUAUGUUCAGAACACCAAAUCGACAUAAAAGAUUUGGUGGAUUUGAUGAAGAGCAUGUACCCCAGCUAUAACUAUGUAGACAAACUGGUUGAGGUGGAUUAUAAGGUCGGGAUGAAUUCAGAUAAACUUAAGAAUCUAGGAUGGAAACCGAGGAAGUUGGAGGAGACGCUUGCAGAUAGCAUCGAGUCAUACGAGAAAUCAGGAAUCCUUAAUGCGGAGGAGGAACCGUGUCGCGUUCCUUAUUUCUACCGCAUGCCACCUGUUCUGGAGUGAAUGGACACUGUUGUUCACCUACUGUUGUGGCAUGGUUUCUGCAUUUUGCUUGAAAGUUGAAACUUCACCGGAUGUGUUUCUUAAAACGCAAAUAAGACUCAUGACUUAACCAUGUGUAUAUGUUUAUCUAUCUUUGAGAUAUCCAAUUUCCAACUCUCAACGAAUGCUUCAUGGUUCAACCAUGCACUUAGAAAACCUCAAAA
Molecule: messenger RNA, 1113 nt
Organism: Hordeum vulgare subsp. vulgare (domesticated barley)
Lineage: Eukaryota; Viridiplantae; Streptophyta; Magnoliopsida; Poales; Poaceae
Product: cinnamoyl-CoA reductase 1-like
Exons: 5
Coding region: 68-910 (280 amino acids)
Molecular function (GO): oxidoreductase activity, acting on the CH-OH group of donors, NAD or NADP as acceptor
Source: RefSeq, a predicted model, not a curated record